Plasmodium vivax (malaria parasite P. vivax) is the source of this 2003-nucleotide messenger RNA. Its product is annotated as spermidine synthase, putative. Gene Ontology annotation, biological process: spermidine biosynthetic process. The coding region runs from base 616 to 1581 and encodes 321 amino acids. Gene Ontology annotation, molecular function: spermidine synthase activity. Gene Ontology annotation, cellular component: cytosol. The record is from RefSeq and is a predicted model, not a curated record. Lineage: Eukaryota; Apicomplexa; Aconoidasida; Haemosporida; Plasmodiidae. The transcript has 4 exons.
AUUGUAUACGCAUUUCUGUUCAGCUUCUUUGGCCCCCCAAAAAGGAAACAACGAAAAAACGAAAAAACGAAAAAAGAAAAAAAAAAAAAAAAAACUUCUCUCCAAUUAGCAUGUUUACGUGACGUGUUUGUUUGUUUUUUAUUACCCCUAUGAGAUUUUUUUCCGUGCGUACGUAUUCACCCACAUAGCAGGCAGUGGCCUCAUGACAUCUUCGUCGUGAAAAUAAAGAAAAGAGCGAUUACUCGUUGCGAGUUUGAGUGUACUGUCGUUGGAACGGCAGUGAAAUGUACCACUGUGUGGCUGUGAGGUUGCUCGGAUGUUCAUACGCAUAAUAAUACACGUCGCCGCGUAACGAACAAAGGGGAAAGAUAUAGGCUUUGCGAGAAGCGCGCCACGGAGCUUGCCCUUCGAUAGAAGCGCUGUGGUAGUGGAGAGCGGCCAGCGGGAGGGGUAGUAGCGACUUGAACGAAAAAGCGCGGCACAAGUGAAGUACGCGCGAAAGCGAAGCACACGUGGAACACACGAGGGUACCGAAGCGCAACUUACGCGACGAUCUGCACGGCGAUCUGCACGCCAACCUGCACAUCAACCUACUCAGCAACAGCGAGGCGCAGAAUGGAUAAGCUCAUGAACAGCAACAAAGUCAAGCUGACGGUGGUGCUGGUGGGGGGGCUGUGCUCCCUGGCGUUGUAUCACAUGAAGAAGAAAAUGAACUUCUCCCACUUUUUGUUUUCGAAGAACUGGUUUAGCGAGUUCUCCCUCAUGUGGCCUGGCCAGGCCUUCAGUCUGGAGAUAAAAAAGGUCAUCCACCAGGCCAAGUCGAAGUAUCAAAGCAUCCUCGUGUUCGAGAGCAGGACGUUCGGAAAGGUGUUGGUUCUGGACGGCGUGAUCCAGCUGACGGAGAAGGACGAGUUCGCGUACCACGAAAUGAUGACGCACGUGCCCAUGACAGUCGCCAAGGAGCCAAAGAACGUCCUCAUCGUGGGAGGAGGAGACGGAGGAGUCAUCCGCGAAUUGUGUAAAUACAAGACCAUAGAAAACAUAGACAUUUGCGAAAUAGACGAAAUGGUCAUUGAGGUCUCCAAAAAGUUUUUCAAAAGCAUUAGUUGCGGAUUUGAAGACAAGAGAGUUAACGUUUUCAUUGAGGACGCCAGCAAAUUUUUAGAAAACGUAACCAACACGUAUGACGUCAUCAUCGUGGAUAGCUCCGACCCCAUCGGCCCAGCCGAGACUUUGUUUAACCAAAACUUUUACGAGAAGGUGUACAACGCGCUCAAGCCCAAUGGCUACUGCGUCGCGCAGUGCGAAUCCCUGUGGAUCCACGUAGGAACGAUCAAGAGCAUGAUGGGCUUCGCAAGGAAGCUGUUCAAGAAGGUCGAGUACGCCAACAUCAGCAUCCCGACGUACCCCUGUGGCUGCAUAGGCAUCCUCUGCUGCUCCAAAAGCGACACGGGCAUGUCCAAGCCGAACAGGCGCCUCGAGACGAAGGAGUUCAUGGACCUCAAGUACUACAGCUACGAGAACCAUUCGGCCGCCUUCAGGCUGCCCACCUUUGUUCUAAAGGACAUCGAAUCUGUGUAGCUGUGUAGUCGUGUAGCUGUGUAGCGCGCUGCCUUUCAUUUUUUGGGGGGAAUCCCCAACGAGUGGGUUUAUGUGCAAGCUAAGCGAUGUUACCCCCUCCUCACCUUCGUCAUUUUUAAAAUGUGCAAAAUAGGCCGGAAAACUUUUUUGGAAAAAGGAAAAAUUUGUGUUUCAUUUUUUUUCCAUCAUAUAGUACCUUCAUUUUGUGCAUCCCCAUGUUAUAUUACAUUACGUUACAUUACAUUGCAAUGCAUUUCUUUUUUUUUUUCCCCCCUCAACCUUAACUUGGUUCCCAUUUUGUGUUAGCGGCAGUUGCGGACCCUUUGCGGUUACUGUUCACAUGCCUCGGUUGCAUGCGUGGGCCAUAAGAAAAGGACAUCCUGGCGCAGCUGCUCCAUUUCAAAUGUGCACAACAGCAUGUG